Molecule: messenger RNA, 13070 nt
Organism: Mus musculus (house mouse)
Lineage: Eukaryota; Metazoa; Chordata; Mammalia; Rodentia; Muridae
Gene: Tacc2
Product: transforming, acidic coiled-coil containing protein 2
Exons: 23
Coding region: 1264-9684 (2806 amino acids)
Biological process (GO): microtubule cytoskeleton organization; regulation of microtubule-based process; mitotic spindle organization
Cellular component (GO): centrosome; cytoplasm; nucleus
Molecular function (GO): protein domain specific binding
Source: RefSeq, a predicted model, not a curated record
AGACCUCGUGCCUAUUUAUUUAUUUAUCUAGCUUGAGACAUGGUUUCACUAAAUACUUCAGGCUGGCCUAGAACUUGCGUGGUAGACCAAGCUGCCUUUGAACUCACAGAGAUCUAUUUGCCCCUGCCUUCCAAUUGCUGAGAUUAAAGGCAUAUGCCACCACGCCUAGCCUUAUGCCUUUUUAUGUGUUUCAGACUUAUUGACAAGUUUCAAAUAACGCAGAGAGCACUCUCUUACAUGGAGGCUCCACCAACUUCUAUAACUCCCGCCACCUCACUUGAUACCGUUCAUCUAUAUCUGCUGAGAAUUGGGGUUCUUACUGGCUAGCAGUGGCACAUGUGCGAACACACACACACACACACACACACACACACACACACACACACGCCACUCUUACACACUCUGAACUUCAAGCCUGUGCUUUCUCUCCAUCCAUUCAGGGAAGAACAAGGACUCAGACCUAUUCUCUGUCCCCUCAGCUUGUUAAUCCCUCCCAGGACGUCAUGCUGAUUCACACUAAAAAACACUGAGGUUUGACGGGGUGAGAGCCCACCCUGAGGGCCUCUCCCUUGUUGACCUAACUGAAGUGUCCACUGCCUGAUGCCGGGGUGUCCUCUCAGCCUGUGGUGGGGAGUCUGUCUGUCCCUUCCUGUGUUCUUCUUCGGGUGAAGACUCAGGAUGAUCGGACCGGGUACGGGCAGUUCCCGUCACUUGACAGGCAGAUGGGCAGCCUCCUGGCUGGAGCACAGACGUGUGUUCAUCUCCUGUAUUUGGCCAGCCUGGCAGUUAUUUCUGAAAUCUGACUCUUAGUACCAUGGGGGUGACCUUUGAUCCACUUCCCAGCAUUCACCUGCACUUAUUUUGCUCCCCAGUGGCUUAGUCACAGAGUGGACGGUGCAGGUAGACACUCGAGGCGUGACUAGCCGUGCUGGUUAAGCAUUCAUUACUUUUAUUGGCAUGGUCUAGAGAGGUGAAGAACAUUUAAAGAGGACUUCUUCAGUUCAGAGUCCAAGGUCACUGCAGCCACCUGGGAAGAGUCAAUCUCUACAGAAGCAACAAGGAGACUUGCCUGGAUCGUGUGCUGGAAGCACUGGGCUAGGAGGCUCCUGCUCUGCUUCUGAAAGUGUUGCCAGCCUGGACCCGUGCACUGUGUCUCCAGAGGUGGCUGAGCAAGGGGAGCACCCCCAGGAAGCCAGAGGCCCAGAAGGUUCUCCACUGCCCAGAUCAUCUCUGCCCUGGGAACAGCCGUGCCCCUCAGCCUCCAUGCCCUUCACAGAGGGCCCCUCAGAAGGUUGCUUGGCCAGCUCAGAAGCAGAAGCUCCUGAAGACAGCACCCUGACAAAUCACCUUAGGAUGGAACCCUCCCCCAACAUCCCAGGGAACAUCUUACCGACAUCCACUCCUGAAGUAGAUGGCCCCACACAGCACUCAAUGGCUGCCAGAACCCCUAGUGCUGAAGGAGACAAAGAGCUGAAGGAAGAGGGACCAAAUUCAUCCUCCAAUCGCACUGGCCAAUUGCCAGGAAUUUCCCUAGUUCCUCUCCAGGAGCCAAGGACAGAGCUGCUGUCUGGAGAGGGCACUGGGCCUCGUGACUUUGAGUUCCAAAGGAAAGAGGAUAUGGAUGACUGUCCCUCCCCAGAGUCAGCAACCAAAGCCCCUGCUGCCACUCAGCCAGGGAUGCAAAACUCAGCUGACCUUGAGUCUCCCCCAAAACUUGAGACUAUGGUCCCACAAGAUUCAGUCCUAAGAUCAUCAGACAGAGAAAGAGAUGGAGUGGAGGUGCUACCUACGUGUUCAGCCAAGAAUUUGGAAUUUCUCGAAGGCUGCCAUCCCUCUAAAAGCAACUCCAGAGCUAUCCCUGGAUCAGGGACAAGCACUGCCUCCCAGGAAAGCUGCCAGCAGAAAGUGGAAAUGCAUCUGCCAUAUGCAGAACUGCCCUCAGGCCCACCAGGUCUUACCACAGCACCAGCAAACAGUGGCUCCUGGAAAGAGACUCUGGACACCAGCGAUGCUCAGAGGCAACCACAGACAGGGACAUCGGGAACUGAGCUCCAGCAAGUUGUCUGUGUGGCAGCAGCCAGCCAGCUGAAUGGGAGCUUCCUUCUGAGUGCUGAGGCUCCUCUCUUCACUAGAACAGAGGAAACUUCAAGCUCAGCUUCAAGUCCCACUGCACACGCAGCUGCUUGGAAUUCGGUUGCCUCAGAAGAAUCCACAGAGACUGUUUCUGAGACAAAGAUGUCAGUUUCUGCAGAUCUGGCUGCCACAGAACAGAUGGAUACAGGGGUGGCAGAACGGAAGCCAACAUCAGAUCUUAGAAAAACGCAAGAACAACCAGAAGGUAGCCUCCAGCAGGUUCCUGCACCUUUCUUGCAGGGGCAAAAUGAUACAGUCCAACAAGGGCUGUUGCUGCCAACUUUCUCCCAUGGCAUUUCAAAUGAAAGUUCAGUGGAACCAACUGAUGGUCCCAAGGCCCCCAAGAAUACUCAAAAUAGAGUUGUGGCUAGAGAGGAAAGCAGAUCACAUGGAGACAACCUUGAGGGACAGCAAGAAGCCACCAGAGCCCUUGCUGGUGCAGAGCCUGGGAACCAUGAUGAAGAGAAGUCUCAAGCCUUUCACAGCAAGCCCCAUCUGGAGACCAAGAAAGGUGAGGUUUCAAAGGCACACAGUAAUACAGAGAACAAAAUCGUUCCCAGCUCAGACUCAACACAGCCACUUAGACAGGAGGUUGCUGGCCACAGGGAUGGGUCCCACUCUGGAUCAGCAGAGGUAGUGGGGCAGGUGGUUGCUGAAUCCCAUGUGACUGACACAGCUACCUCACUGCACAAACUCCAUGAGGAGGACCCCAUCCUGUCCUCAGCAUCAGAUGGCACUGGUGAGCACUUUCUUCCCCAAGAAGCCAUCUGGGAAAGUUCAAGAUCUCAGACCAAAAGCCCAGUCAUGCUUCAGGACAGGGGAGGAUUGGAAGCAAUAGAGUCACUUCCUGCUUUAGAAUCUGAGAAAGGAGAUUUCCUGCCUGCUACAGCUGCGGAGGAGGUACCCAAAGCUGGGGAGAUGGAGGAUAUAUUGGAAGUAAAGAAGAGCCACUCACCCUUUCAUCCGCCUUUCAGCUGUGAUGGGGAAGGCUUGCUGAUGUCCCCAGGCCAACCUUGUGGGGUGGAGAAGGUUGAACCUGGACAGGAAGUCCAUGCUGAUGCGUCAUCUCCCCGCAAUGGGAAAGACUCAACAAUAGGCCAUGGACUUGCUGUGCUCAGUCUGGAACAAGACUGUCAGAGAAAACUGUCUUGCCCAGAGGACAGUCUCCCACCAUCUCCAAAGAACCGUCUCCAGCCAUCUCAACUAGACCCAGAAGCGUCCAUCUCUGCUAUUCUCUGUGACAAGAACCAACCACCUACAAAUGGGCAAAAGGCUUGUCAAAGUGACCCAGGUCUGAAGAAGCAGAGUACAGAUCCUUCCUCAAUCCUGGUACCUGAGGAAAGGAAGCCUUGGGCAGAUGUGAGCUUGUCCACUCAAGGAGGAAACGAGCAGGGGUCAGAGCUUCCCUCCAAAGGCAGCCCAUGCAAUACUCCAAGUUCAUCACCCAAGGAUAAAGUUCUGGAAGGAGCACCACCGUCAGAGAUGUCAGAACUGUCAACCCCACUGGGACAAGAGUCGCCUGCACUAGGGGGAAAUGAGCAAGAGGGCACAGGCAGCAGUAGUCAGCUCUCAGAGAUCCCGCCUCCUGCAGCAGCCACCGCUCUUACAGAAAACUUGGGUGGGAAGGAUAGUCUCUCUACUGGGCAGGGGCUGAGCAAGUCCCAACAGGAGCUGGAUGAUGCUUUGCAAAUAGGCAGCCUGCGUGAAGAAGCACGUUGUGGGGACUCGGGCCUUUCUGAAGCCGGUGACGUACUGCCUCCGCCUCUGGGCUUGGAUAAGACAGAGACAGCAAGUAGAAACAGAGUGGAGGCCCUGCCCUGUCCACCUGACUCAGUAGCUCUCCUGGAUACAGCACACUACUCUCCAGACCCAGUGCCUACCAAUCCCAGAGUCACACUCACCCAGGAUGCCCUAGAGAGCGAGGCCUGUGAUGAGGGCCAGAAAGAGUCGGCCCCACAGCUGGAAAUGGAGCAGCCGGCCCCCUUGGGUACAGAAGCACAGAGUCCUCUUGGAAGUUUCCAGAAAGCAGAGGAACGAGAUGGUAAAGGUGGAUCUGCCGAAGUGAACGUCGAUGCCAGUGAAGGAGACCCCGGGAUGCAGCAGGCUUCAGAGGCACCAGAACCUGCUCUGAGUAGUGGCUUCCUUCAGGCUGACCAGAGCCUCGCCUCCACCCUGAGUGAGCCACGCCAACUUGUGCAGCUUGAGCCCAGCUGCGGGGAUGCCUUGCUGCCAGCUGGAGAAACAGACGGGAUGCCCAGAAGUUCUGUGGACGUUCUGACACAGCACACUGUUUCAGGCCCACAGAGCCUUCUGCCGGCUGAACCACCUGACACCCCUUACCUGCAUAUCAAUAGUGCUGCCAGGAAGGAUGCAGAAGAUGGAAGCACGAGAGGAGCCGUUUCCUCUGAGGACCCCGGAGCACCUCAUGAAAGUCCUGUAAAGGAGCCUCCACCUGCUUUGGAAAAUGACACCCUUGAAAAGACACCUGCUGUCUCCUUCACCACAGUCUUGCAACCAGGAACUGCAGAUGGGGACAUCUCUGCAGCGGGGGAUGGUAAUAGUAUCGGUAUCCCCCAAGCUGGAACCACUGAGGGGCACGUGAGUUUCAUGCCCUACCUGGACAGGAUGCCUCUCCCGGUCAGAGACGAGCAGAUGGCAAGGGAGAUGCAUGUGGCUGCUGCUCCAGAAGCAAAUGCCAGGCCCUCUGAGAUCGCAGCAUGCCCUGCCAGUGAGGAUGCAGCAGGAGAGAGAGAGGGGAACAGGGAGAGGCCAGUAGAACUUACCCCAGAUCUGAGGGUUGUUGCAUCAGGUAGCGAGGGUGCAAGCUCCAAGCAGACCAGCAUAAUAGCGGGGCUUCCUGAUUUUAGGGAGCAUAUCACCAAGAUCUUUGAGCAGUCUGUGCUUGGAGCCCUGGCUGCUGACCGGCCCCAUAGUAAAAAGUCAGGAGUUCCAAGGAAUGUGCUGUUUGAGGGUCCUGAUGUCUCACUGAACUCAGAGAAGCUUCUAGAUGGGGCACAAGGAGUGGCUGCUGCCCUUCUCCCUGUACCUCCUGCAGGACUCCAGGUUGAGAAGAAGCAAGAGUCAGCUGUUGAGGCUGAGAGUUCUCAUCAAGUACCCCAGGAUCCAGCAUCAGAGAAGAUGAUGGGUCUGGUGGGGACAGCCUUGGAGGAGAGCAGGCCAGGUGCCAGUGUUGAAGGAGAGAGGACUGGAGAGCCUGUUCAGGGAACUCAGGCUCACUCACAGCAGGCAAGAAGCAGGCAGGAAUUAACAGUGGGCCUUCCCUCUUCUGCAGCUGUUCAGGGGCUACCAGCAGAAAGAGCCCCUGACUUCCCUGUGGCUCCCCAGAGCCAUGCAGAUGUAGAUGAGGCUUCUGCUCAAGGUGACAAAAGCCAUUCCAUAAAAGAGCACCUGGAAACAUUGCCCAGCAACGGUCAACAAAGAGAAGAUGGUACCUGGGACCCUACUCACACCAAGGGUCUAACUAAUCUAUCAGGAUCCCCCUGUGCCCUGAAUGGCUCUUCUCAUGGAAGUGUUUUGAAUGUGCCUGAACCUAUCAGUGAGCCCUUGAUCCCUUCCACACUUGAGGGUGACAGACAGAUUGAAGCUGCUGUCAGUACUGCAAACAUGCAAAAUAUGCUGGGCAACCAGGAUGCCCCCAAAAUGCUGGCUGGAGGAGUGUUGACUACUCCCCUGGAUCCCAGCAAAAUGGCAAGAGCUGCUGAGGAAGCAGAAGGUGAUGUCACACCAAGCAGGGCUGAGACGUGGGCAUGUGCGUCUGGUGACCUCCUUGAAACAGGUACUACAAGGAUGCUUCCCGGUGUGGCAGGUAACUCAGCACAUCCUGGGAGCUUUCAGGACUCAGGAUGUUCUAACAGGGCUCAGGUGAUGGAGGAGGAUGCAGCCACCCUUCAAGGGGACAGCCAGGUUGAAGACCAGCAAGCCAAGCAACAGCUGGGCCCUCAGCUCCCUACUCCUGUAGGGCAUGGGAAGCCGAGUAUCUCUUCUCCUCCAGAGCCUGAUGAGAGCAAAGAUGAAAAGCUGCACCUGGUGGCUCCAGAAGAACUCCUCAGUGACAGAAAGAGCCCAGGGCCUGGCCCGGCCACUUUACCUUCAGUUCCUGAGGCAUGCGUUCCGAAAGGCUUUCCAGCAGAGGCCAGAGAUCUGGGAGGAGUAGAAAGUAUCCCUGGAACUGAUGAUGUCAUCCAGCCAGCUGCUCCUGUUGACCCGGGACACCCACCCUUAGCUGACUCGUCCCACCAUGGUGACGCUGUCAGCUCAGUCUCUACACAUCUGACAGUCCAGAGCGCCUCCCCAUCUGCUGCCCGUGCAAGUCCUGCUCCUUUGGCCCCAGAACAUACAGCCUCGGCUCCCUCCGCAGCCGGUCCUGGAGUAGAAGUCACCCCCACUGCCUCCCCCCAACACCUGGCCAAGAACGAACCCAGGAGUUCCGACUCUGAGGAAGCCUUUGAGACCCCCGAGUCAACGACCCCUGUCAAAGCUCCACCAGCCCCUCCCCCUCCACCCCCUGAAGUCACCCCAGAGCCUGAGGUCAUCGAUCCACCAGCCCCAGAAGAACCAGGAUGCAUUUCUGAGCCACCGGUUGUGGUUCCCGAUGGCCCUCGCAGCAGCGAGUCCGUGGAAGGAAGCCCUUUCCGUCCUUCCCACUCCUCCUCGGCGGUGUUCGAUGAAGACAAGCCGAUAGCCAGCAGCGGGACUUACAACUUAGACUUCGACAGCAUCGAGCUGGUGGAUAACUUCCAGAGCUUGGAGCCGUGCUCUGCCGACUCUAAGGGUCAGGAGUGUAAGGUGAGCACGCGGAGGAAAUCCACCGAGUCCGUGCCACCCUCCAAGUCCACGCUGUCCCGUUCGCUUAGCCUACAAGCCAGUGACUUUGACGGUGCUUCUUGCCCCGGCAGCCCUGAAGCUGGGACCCUUACCACAGAUGCAUGUGGCACAGGAUCCAACAGUGCUUCCAGCACCCUUAAGCGAACUAAAAAAACACGGCCACCUUCCUUGAAAAAGAAGCAAGCCACCAAGAAACCCACAGAAACCCCCCCAGUGAAGGAGACCCAACAGGAACCAGGUGAAGAGAGUCCAGUCCCCAGUGAGGAACACUUAGCACCAGAGACAAAGACGGAGUCGGCCACACCUGAGGGCGCUGGUUGCACCUUGUCAGACGAUACACCCCUGGAGUCCCCUGCUGUCCCCACAGCCACCUGUCCUCUGACUUUGGAGAGUGCAGAAGACGUUAGCCCCCUGGUUUCUGGAGGUGGCAGAGUGCAGAACUCACCCCCAGUUGGGAGGAAAUCAGUGCCUCUUACCACAGCCUCUGAGGCGGUGGAGGUGACCCUGUCGGACAGUGGGGGGCAAGAGGACUUGCCUGCCAAGGGGUUGUCAGUGAGGCUGGAGUUUGACUAUUCUGAGGACAAGGGAAGUUGGGAGAGUCAGCAGGAAAACGCCCCUCCCACCAAAAAGAUAGGCAAGAAGCCAGUUGCCAAAAUGCCCCUAAGGAGGCCAAAGAUGAAAAAGACCCCCGAGAAACUUGACAACACUCCUGCCUCACCUCCAAGGUCCCCUACUGAACCCAGUGACACCCCUAUUGCUAAAGGUACCUACACCUUUGAUAUAGACAAGUGGGAUGACCCCAAUUUUAACCCUUUUUCCUCCACCUCAAAAAUGCAAGAGUCUCCCAAACUGUCCCAACAAUCGUACAACUUUGACCCUGACGCCUGUGAAGAGUCCCUUGACCCCUUUAAGGCAUCCUCUAAGACCCCCAGCUCACCUUCUAAGUCCCCAGCCUCUUUUGAGAUCCCAGCCAGCACCACGGAAGCGGAUGGGGAUGGGUUGAAUAAACCUGCCAAGAAGAAGAAGACUCCACUAAAGACUGACACGUUUAGGGUGAAGAAGUCUCCAAAGCGGUCUCCUCUGUCUGACCCGCCUUCUCAGGACCCCACUCCAGCUGCCACGCCGGAAGCACCCUCAGCCAUCUCUACAGUGGUCCACGCCACAGAUGAGGAGAAGCUGGCAGUCACUAGCCAGAAGUGGACGUGUAUGACGGUGGACUUGGAUGCUGACAAACAGGACUUCCCUCAGCCCUCGGACCUGUCUAACUUUGUAAAUGAGACCAAAUUCAAUUCACCCUCAGAGGGUAAGCAACUCGGUGGCCAGCCAGACCCACACCUUGCCUUGGAGAAUACUGUCCCUAGGGGGCAAAGAGCCAGAAAAGGUACUUGCCAGCCAGAGCUGGACUACAGAAACUCCUAUGAAAUUGAAUACAUGGAAAAGCUUGGCUCCUCCUUACCUCAGGACGAUGACACUCCGAAGAAGCAGGCCUUGUACCUUAUGUUUGACACUCCUCAGGAGAGCCCCGUCAAGUCUCCUCCAGUCCGGAUGUCAGAUUCCCCAACUCCAUGUUCAGGGUCGAGUUUUGAGGACACCGAAGCCCUUGUGAAUGCAGCAACAAAGCUCCAGCAUCCAGUCGCAAGAGGUCUGCCCUCCAGUCAGGAGCCUCUCUUGCAGGUGCCUGAGAAGCCCUCCCAGAAGGAGCUGGAGGCCAUGGCCUUGGGCACCCCAGCAGAAGCAAUUGAAAUCACAGCUCCCGAGGGUGCCUUUGCUUCUGCAGAUACCCUCCUCAGCAGGCUGGCCCAUCCCGCCUCUCUCUGUGGUGCACUUGGCUAUCUGGAGCCUGACUUAGCAGAAAAGAACCCCCCAGUAUUUGCCCAGAAACUUCAGGAGGAGUUAGAGUUUGCUGUCAUGCGGAUAGAAGCCCUGAAGCUGGCCAGGCAGAUCGCCCUGGCUUCCCGCAGCCGCCAGGACACCAAGAGGGAAGCUGCUCACCCACCAGAUGUCUCCAUCUCCAAAACUGCCUUGUACUCCCGCAUCGGGUCCACCGAGGUGGAGAAACCCCCAGGCCUUCUGUUCCAGCAGCCAGACCUGGACUCUGCACUCCAGGUUGCCAGAGCAGAGGUCAUCGCCAAGGAGAGAGAAGUCUCAGAGUGGAGGGAUAAAUAUGAAGAAAGCCGACGGGAAGUGGUGGAAAUGAGGAAAAUUGUGGCCGAAUAUGAGAAGACCAUUGCACAGAUGAUCGGCAAGCCUGAGGACGAACAGAGAGAAAAAUCCAUCUCCCACCAAACUGUACAGCAGCUGGUCCUGGAGAAGGAGCAAGCCCUGGCUGACCUGAACUCUGUGGAAAAGUCUCUGGCUGACCUCUUCAGGAGAUACGAAAAGAUGAAGGAGGUCCUGGAAGGUUUUCGAAAGAAUGAAGAGGUGUUGAAGAAAUGUGCGCAGGAGUACCUAUCCCGAGUGAAGAAAGAGGAACAGAGGUACCAGGCCCUGAAGGUGCACGCCGAAGAGAAACUGGACAGAGCCAAUGCAGAGAUUGCCCAGGUUCGCGGCAAGGCCCAGCAAGAGCAAGCAGCCUACCAGGCUAGCCUGCGGAAGGAGCAGCUUCGAGUGGAUGCUCUGGAAAGAACGCUGGAGCAGAAGAAUAAAGAGAUAGAAGAACUCACCAAGAUUUGUGACGAGCUGAUCGCCAAGAUGGGAAAAAGCUAACUCUGGGCCAAGUGCGUGGACUUGGCCGUUGCGUGCAAUACGAGCGUCGGCUCAACUGUUUGUCCUUCCGAUUCCGUGAACAGCGUCUCCUUUCACUUCCGUAUGCACUACUGUGUCCUCUUUCUAAAUAAGGUUGGUUUGACCGUAUGCAGUGCCGAGACCUACCAGGAUUCCUUGCUAUCCGUUUGCAUUUUCUAGUAUAAUUCAUAGCAAGUUGACCUCGGAGUUCCUGUAUCAGGGAGACUGUCAGAUUCUCUAAUAGACUACAAAUUGCUGGCCUUGGCCUUGGCCUUUGGCGAGCAGCAUCUGAUGGGACGUGAACAUAUGCAUCGGGACUCUUGCCUUAAGGAGUGUACAAUUGAUCCACAUUUGCUGGUUUGGUUUUUUAGGAAAAAAAAAAAAAAAGAAUGCAUGUUUCAAAUAAAAUUCUCUAUUGUAAAUAAAGUUUUUUCUUUGAGUCUUGGCAGCGAGUGUGGCUGUGAGUUAUUUUCUGGGAAUGGCUGAGUCCUUUCCUUCAUUAAAUCAUAUCAGGUUUUGGUCUCUGCCUCUUUUGCUUAUUGAUUUAAAUUGCAUUUCCUUCAUUAUCGUGUCUGGGUUUGUAAGAGGGAGCAAAUGAGAAAUAUUGAUUGGGGCUUAAAUAAGUAAGUGGAUAUAUUGGAUUAGCUUAGAUUUCAUUUUUACAAAGCCUUGGCCAUUAGGAAAAAAAAAAACAAAACUGUUUCCUUUUAUAACUCUGUGGAGGAAAUAGCAAGCUGUCAGUCUUUCUGUCCUGCCCCUUGGUGCCUGACCAACCCUGAAACACUGCCUAUUUCUUUAUAAAUGGUUAGGAAAGGCCCAGGAACACCUGGUGGGAGGCAGGCAGGCAAUUAGCCAUUUAGCAACAUGACCACUACCAGGCUCCCUGAUGCUCUGACCUGCACACGUGACCUGUGACCUGUGAGGGAAUAUAGGGUAAAGGAUGAGAUGGAGGGAUGGGGAGGUGGAAGGUACCCUGGUUUUCUAGGGCUGCUGUCACAAAUUCCCACAAACAUAGCAGCUGAUAGCUUCCAGAAGUUCAAAGUCAAGUGUCCAGUGAGGUUUGGCCUCUUGAAGAGAAUCCAUUUUACCCUUCUUUCUCAGCUUGCUGUAUCCUUUGCUACAUUAAGCCUUAACUCACACAACCCUCUCGGCCUUUUGUGUGUCUGUCUCAGACACCCCCUCAUAGUGGAUACUCUCCCUGUGACUCAGCUGUGUCUCCAGGUCUCUUCUUCUUUAGUAUGUAGUAGUUGCUCUCACCCCAACUGAGCUCUUAUUAUCUCCAGGUCUCUUAUUGUUUUGAGACAAGGUUGCUCAAACCGGCCUUGAACUUAUUCUGUAGCCCUGACAGCCCCUGAAUUCCUGUCUCAGCCUCCCAAGAAGCUGGCGUUACAGGUCAGCGCCACCACGCCUGUCCUUCUCUUUACCAUCACUGGACUUAGAGCCUGCCACAAAUCUGUGGCGAUCUCAUCCUGAGAUCCACAGAUCCAUCACACCAGAAAAGCAAGACAUGGAUCUAAAGUUACUUCUCACGAUGAUGAUGGAGGACUAUAAGGAAAGAAAUAAUUCCCUUAAAGAAAUACAGGAGAACACAGGUAAACAGCUAGAAGCCCUUAAAGAGGAAACACAAAAAUCCCUUAAAAGAAUUACAGAAAAGCCGGGCGUGGUGGCGCACGCCUUUAAUCCCAGCACUCAGGAGGCAGAGGCAGGUGGAUUUCUGAGUUUGAGGCCAGCCUGGUCUACAAAGUGAGUUCCAGGACAGCCAGGGCUACAAGGAGAAACCCUGUCUCGAAAAACAAACAAACAAAAAAUUACAGGAAAAUACAUCCAGACAGGUGAAAGAAUUGAACAAAACCAUCCAGGAUCUAAAAAUGAAAGUAGAAACAAUAAAGAAAUCACAAAGGGAGACACUCUGUUGGGCAAGUCUCAGCUGCAUCGGGCUUCUCUGUGCUUGUCGCCUACGCAGGAUUGGUCCACAUCUCUCACAGGGCCCUUGGAGCUCACCAACUAACAGACCAUGGUGAUCUUUGGUUCGGAAUGAUUCUUGACCUGCCUUUUGUUUUCCAGAAGGCCUUUAUUUGCUUUGCCACAUCUUGUUUUGCCUUAUUGAAGCACUGUUCCAUAAAGCUCUUGCUAGACUCCCACUUGGCUGUGACCUUGAACUCCUGACCUGUCUGUCUUAACCUUCCCAGUGCUGGGAGGUGUGUGUUGUCUUCAUGCCUGCGCCUGGCUUUCUUUGUACUUUUCUUUUUAGUAGACCUGUGCUUGUCUGUGUCUGUCUACUGGAUACUAUCUGCGGAGAUCUAUGUGCUCUCUGAGGGGGAGGGUGGAGCCAGAUCAAGGCGAGGAGCUGCCAGGGUCCCUUCUGUGGUGGCUGUUGCUCCUCCUGGAGUCAGUACAGCACGAAGGUUGGGGGCCACUGAAAGGGAAGCGACUGAGCAGCUUCCAGUGAGCUUCGGGAGAGAAUUCUUUUCCCCAAGUGUUACAGCUCUGUAAGACAGAGGCUGUCGGCGCAGUUUGAAUCAUGGUGUGACGGAGGAGUGGGCGCGCUGGGAUCUUCCCGAGUAUCCGCCUGGCCGCCUCUCUUCUUGCAUGUCCCAGCUUCAGCGCAGUCCGAGAUGGCUGGCGGUAAGGCUGGAAAGGACUCCUGAUAGGCCAAGACAAAGGCGGUUUCCCACUCGCAGCGAGCGGGUUGCAGUUCCCUGUGGGCCGUAUUCAUCGACACCUGAAAUCUAGGACAACCAGCCACGGACGUGUGGGCGCGACCGCUGCUUUGUACAGCGCAGCCAUUCUGGAGAACCUCACCGCAGAGGUACUUGAGUUGGCAGGAAAUGCAUCAAAAGACUUAAAGGUAAAGUGUAUCACCCCCUCGUCACUUGCUAUCCGUGGAGAGGAAGAAUUGGAUUCUCUGGUCAAGGCUACCAUUGCGGGUGGUGGAGUCCUUCCACACCUCCACAAAUCGCUGAUUGGGAAGGAAGGACAAGACUGUCUAAGGAUGCCUGGGUUCCUUAUUAUCUCAGGACUCUAAAUAGUCUUAACAGCUGUCCAGUGUUGGUGAUUCCAGUGGACUGUAUCUCUGUGAAAAACACAAUUUUGCCUUUUUGUAAUUUUAUUUGAGCAAGUUGGAGGCUUAAUUAGUCUUCCAACCAACCAAAUUCCUGCAUUCGAGUCUUAACCAUAUUUAAGUGUUACUGUGGCUUCAAAGAAGCUGUUGAUUCUGAAAUAGUGGGUUUUGAUGGAGUUGACUGUUUUUUUAAAACCUGUUUGGAUUUUAAUCGUGAUGUAGAAGUUAUAGUAACAAACACUUGGUUUUGUACAGACAUUGUUUCCACUCUGGUGGAUAAGUUCAAUAAAAGUCAUAUCCCAAACUA